ACCCGUUUAUAACUUCCUGUUUGGGUUGCUAGCAGCUAUGAAGAGGGUAUUUUAGAUGAACUCUUUCUCUGUCUAUAUUCAAGCCUGUUAACAUUUUUUAGAUAAACACAACACAAGAUGUCGGAAACCGGGAACCGACUGCGGAAACUGCUCGAAUCGCCUAAUUUCGACCCACAGAAUUACGUGAAACAGCUGUCACAACAGUCCGAUGGCGACAGAGAUUUGCAGGAGCAUCGUCAGAAAAUCCAAACCUUGGCCGACGAAACGGCCCAAAACCUGAAGAAAAAUGUCUACAAGAACUACAGGCAGUUUAUUGAGACGGCGAAGGAGAUUUCCUACCUGGAGAGUGAGAUGUACCAGCUGAGCCACAUCCUGACUGAGCAGAAGAGCAUCAUGGAGAGCAUCACUCAGGCCUUGUUGUCCACAGACAAGGAUGAAACCUCCAAAGAGAUGCAGGCAGCUUUUCCUAAAGAGACAGAGGACCUGAAGCAGAGAACACUCACCUCGCUGCUGGAAAAAGUGGAGGGAGGCAAAAACAUCAUGGACACCCCCGGGAGGCACCUGAUCUACAACGGUGACCUUGCAGAGUAUGACGUGGACAACAUGUCUCCCAUUCAGAGGGUCCACGCUUUCCUGAUGAACGACUGCUUGUUGAUUGCCACCUGGCUGCCAAACCGCCGCGGCACAGUGAAGUACAAAUACAGCGCCCUGUACGACCUGGAGAGCUUCGCGGUGGUCAACGUUAAAGACAACCCUCCCAUGAAGGACAUGUUCAAAAUCCUAAUGUUUCCAGAAAGCCGCAUCUUCCAGGCAGAAAACAGUAAAGUCAAGAAGGAGUGGCUGGAGAUUUUGGAUGAAACCAAGAAGAGCAAAGUGACCAAGGACAGGCACAAGAAGGAAGAAGAGGUCCCUGCUUCUCCUGCCAGGGUUGAGGUGUCCACCAAUCCUUUUGACGUGGACGAUGACGAGCCGGUGGGCGCUGAGGAAAGUGUGGACCUCAGCCUGGAGUGGAUCCAGGAGCUGCCGGAGGAUCUGGACGUGUGCAUCGCCCAGAGAGACUUUGAAGGCGCCGUGGACCUGCUGGAUAAACUCAACGAGUACCUCAAAGACCAGCCGGUCACGCAGAAGGUCAAGGAGCUGCGGUCGAAGGUGGAUGAGCGCGUACGACAGCUGACAGAGGUGCUGGUGUUUGAGUUGUCUCCGGAUCGAUCUCUUCGUGGAGGACCUAAAGCAACAAGGAGGGCAGUGUCCCAGCUGAUAAGACUCGGUCAGUCCACAAAGGCCUGUGAGCUGUUUCUGAAGAAUCGUGCUGCCGCGGUUCAGACAGCCAUACGGCAGCUUCGCAUCGAAGGAGCCACGCUACUCUACAUCCACAAGCUCUGCAACAUCUUCUUUACCAGUGUGCUGGAGACGGCCAAGGAGUUCCAGAUGGAUUUCGCAGGGAACACAGGCUGCUACUCCGCUUUUGUGGUCUGGUCCCGAUCUGCUAUGAGGAUGUUUGUGGACGCCUUCAGUAAACAGGUCUUUGAUAGUAAGGAGAGUCUGUCAACAGCAGCCGAGUGUGUUAAAGUAGCUAAAGAACACUGCCAGCAGCUGACUGAGAUCGGCCUGGACCUGACCUACACCCUGCAGUCGCUGCUGGUCAAAGACAUCAAGGCGGCUCUGCUGAGCUACAAAGACAUCAUCAUCGAAGCCACCAAGCACCGCAACUCUGAGGAGAUGUGGAGGAGGAUGAACCUCAUGACACCCGAGGCUUUGGCCAAACUCAAGGACGAGAUGCGUAGCUGUGGAAUAACCAGCUUUGAGCAGUACACUGGAGACGACUGCUGGGUGAACCUCAGUUACACCAUUGUGGCCUUCACUAAACAGAUGAUGAGCUUCCUGGAGGAAGGCCUGAAGCUGUACUUCCCUGAGCUCCACAUGGUGCUGCUGGAGAGCCUGUAUGAGAUCAUCCUGGUGGCCGUGCAGCACGUGGACUACAGCGUGCGCUGUGAGCAGGACGCAGAGAAGAAGUCCUUCAUCCUGCUGAACGCCACCUUCCUCCACGACACCGUGCUGCCGGUGGUGGAGCGAAGGUUCGAGGAGGGAGUGGGCAAACCGGCCAAAAUGCUGCACGACCUCAGGAAGAGCACCCGGUCCGUUCGGAUCAAUCCAGAGAGCACCACGUCCUUGGUCUAAGAGUGAGUCCAUCUUCUCGGCUGCACAGAGCAGAUGGAGGCUAAACCCGCUCACACGCUCUUCUGCUGAGUGGUCUGCUAAUACUUCAGAGCCAAUCUCAACUCUCAUUUUAGAAGUUACUGAUAGUUCGAAAUUGAUUUGAAACUGCAGGACCAAAAAAGCCAGAAUACAUUAUGGAAAAGUCAGAAUGAGACAACUUCAGAUGGGCAUCAGAAAAAAGCUAUUGCAGGAAAAUGCCUAUUGCUAGCUAAUAUAGAAAAAUAUAUUAUCUGUUAAUAUCCUGAUGAAACUUGCAGCUUUGUGCACGUGUGAACUUCUUGGGUUAAUGUUAUGAUGUGUGAAUGUGAUUCUUCAGACUACGAGACAAAAUUAGAAAGUAAAUAGUUUUCUAAUCCACCAAGACUGAUGCCUGUAAAGACCACACACUAAAUGUUGAACUGCUACAUCUUUGUUAAUGCUACAAACUUUUGUAAAUGACCACAUGAAAUUCAAUAAACAUUACACACAAGA
Messenger RNA from Betta splendens (Siamese fighting fish), 2688 nucleotides. RefSeq names its product exocyst complex component 8 (gene exoc8). The transcript has 4 exons. The record is from RefSeq and is a predicted model, not a curated record. Gene Ontology annotation, biological process: Golgi to plasma membrane transport; exocytosis; intracellular protein localization. Gene Ontology annotation, cellular component: exocyst. Bases 118 to 2178 code for a protein of 686 amino acids. Lineage: Eukaryota; Metazoa; Chordata; Actinopteri; Anabantiformes; Osphronemidae.